AUGGAUGACAAUAACAAGAAUAUGCGCCUAAGAGAGUGGCUAAUUGCGCAAAUAAACAGCGGGAAAUACGCAGGUUUAAGCUGGGAGAAUGCAGAGAAAACCAUGUUUAGAAUACCCUGGAAACACGCAGCUAAGCAGGACUACCGCCAGAACGAAGACGCCGCUCUGUUUAAGGCUUGGGCUGAGUACAAGGGUAAGUAUCGAGAAGGCAGGGACAAAGCUGACCCCUCCACAUGGAAGACAAGACUCCGCUGUGCUUUGAAUAAGAGCACAGACUUCCAGGAGGUUCCAGAACGCAGUCAGCUGGACAUCUCUGAACCCUACAAAGUUUAUCGUAUUCUUGCUGAGACAGAAAGACCUACAGGGGGGCAGGUGAAGGGCAGAUUACAGCCAAUGACAGGUACAGGGACAGCGGUGGAUAAACGCCCCGGGGUGUUGCCUGCUCCUCUGUUUCCUCCUUCAUUACAAAUCUCAGAUUUUCGACUACAGGUGUCUGUGUUCUAUCAGGGACAGCUGGUCCAGGAAGUCAUCAGCACAUCCGAUGGCUGUUUUAUCCUACACGGUCCUGUCCCAGUUGGAAACGAACAGAUUUACGGGCCCUGUGGAGCUGCUAAGGCUUUCUUCCCUCAGCCCGAUGUCGUGCCUUUGCCCCAAGGUAUUGCGGAUGCCAUGAGGUGCCUCCUGCCCCACCUGGAGAAGGGUGUACUGGUGUGGGUGGCUCCAGAUGGGGUUUUCAUCAAACGGUUCUGCCAGGGCAGGGUGUACUGGAACGGUCCAUUAGCAGAGCACCAAGAUCAGCCCAACAAACUGGAGAGAGAGAAGACCUGCAAACUGCUGGACAUGCAUAUUUUUCUACUGGAGUUGCAGCGCUACAUUCAAGGAGUGAGAGCAAUGCCCCGUUAUGAGAUCGACCUCUGCUUUGGGGAGGAGUUUCCAGAUGUCAGCCAGUCAAAGAACAAGAAACUAAUAACAGCACGGGUGGUGCCACUGUUUGCUAAAGAACUUCUACAGAAUAUACAGAGACCAGAGGGAGAGAGACCACAGAUGCUAAAGCCCAUCAAGGCUCCUCAAUAA
Molecule: messenger RNA, 1074 nt
Organism: Chanos chanos (milkfish)
Lineage: Eukaryota; Metazoa; Chordata; Actinopteri; Gonorynchiformes; Chanidae
Gene: irf10
Product: interferon regulatory factor 10
Exons: 6
Coding region: 1-1074 (357 amino acids)
Biological process (GO): regulation of transcription by RNA polymerase II; immune system process
Cellular component (GO): nucleus
Molecular function (GO): RNA polymerase II cis-regulatory region sequence-specific DNA binding; DNA-binding transcription factor activity, RNA polymerase II-specific; protein binding
Source: RefSeq, a predicted model, not a curated record